Molecule: messenger RNA, 999 nt
Organism: Lithohypha guttulata
Lineage: Eukaryota; Fungi; Ascomycota; Eurotiomycetes; Chaetothyriales; Trichomeriaceae
Gene: AIM32
Product: Altered inheritance of mitochondria protein 32
Exons: 2
Coding region: 1-999 (332 amino acids)
Source: RefSeq, a predicted model, not a curated record
AUGGCUGCCUAUUCUCAGCAGAUCUUGGUCUCUACAGGUUUGGCGGACUGGAAAAGCAAGAUUGAGGAUGAGAAAGAUACUGCUCCUUGGGGCGGAGUGGUAGCCCAGAUAAAGGAAAUGCUUGGACCAAAGGGCCGCUUCCACAAUCCAUACCGCAACGUCAUUGUGAGUACUUCCUCCUUUGGCACUUCAGACAGCCAAGCUCCGAACCCUCCGCAAGCCAUCCUCUUUCCUUCCUUUCAAAUGGUCAGCAACAUUGAGCCCGAGAGCUCCAGUAUCCUGCAAUUCUUGGAAGCUUUCGUGUCGCCGGACGCUUCCGCAGAAAGUUCAAUGGGAAGGGAAGAACGAGAGCGAAACACUCCUGCCGCAGCAAGUUGGUCUGAAAAUAUGCAUCCAAUUUCUACACCCACUAUAUUGAUAUGCAGUCACAAUUCAAGAGACACUCGCUGCGGCAUGCUUGGACCACUAUUACAUUCUGAGUUUGUGCAGUACAUCAAUAAGAGGCAUACACUCCGAAGCCAAGUGACGUCCGACGAUGUAAAGCACAACGGGCAGGAUAAUGAAGCAGUCGUGUCUUUUGCGUCUCAUCCUAUCUUUCGGCCAGAUGCAAUAGACAUCAAGCACGGUGACCAGCAUCCGAUCAAUGUGGGCAUGAUAUCGCAUAUUGGUGGACACAAGUGGGCUGGGAACGUGAUAGUCUACAUACCACCAAAUUACCGACUCGCAGCUUUGGAGCGACGAGCCAGGGGGGCAAAGCCUCGAGACAAGGUGGUGGCUGGACAAACCGAGCCUCUGGCUCUGCCUGCCGAUGAAGCCAUUUCUCCCGAAGAACAGGAGGUAGGUAUGUCUCCCCUCGCCGGGAAGGGUAUCUGGUAUGGCAGAGUUGAGCCGAAACACGUUGAAGGUAUAGUGGAACAGACGAUUGGGCACGGGAAGAUCAUUCGUGAACUCUUUAGAGGUGGCAUUCACCAAGAUGGAUCGACGAUCAGGAUGGACUAA